Molecule: messenger RNA, 2769 nt
Organism: Cladocopium goreaui
Lineage: Eukaryota; Dinophyceae; Suessiales; Symbiodiniaceae
Source: the annotation of a GenBank genome assembly
AUGGCGAGGCACAUUUUCAACCCAGCAGCCGUGUCUGCUUCUGGUGGGAAGUCGUUGGCCUUCAAAUCGGCCGUCUUCCUGUCCAUCUUCUUCUGUGCAUAUGCCUUCGUGGCUUUGCUACUCGAACCCUAUGCGGGUGAUUACAUGUUUGAACAGUACUUGAACAAAACCAAGGACAUUGACACCAGAGUGCCAAAUGUUCCGAACGUGCUGUUUCCAGAUGAUUGGAAGUAUCGCGGCCACCGCUGGCCCCAGCUCCUGUUCCUAACACGGCAGGAGGCGGAGUUUGGUCGCCGAAUGAUCGUCUCCUUGGUGGUGGGAGCGUUGCUGGGACUGGAACGGAGGGAGUCCAACCGGGGAGCAGGUGUCCGUACCAUGAGCUUAGUAUCCUUGGGCGCCUGUAUCUUCACCAUUGGCUCCAUCUAUGCCUUUGAAGCGGGAACUCAAACUUGGGAUUCCUCCCGGGUUGCUGCUGCUUUGCCCUCAGGAGUGGGAUUCUUGGGCGGAGCCUUGAUUUUCAAGGACUCAGGGCAGAUCAAGGGCUUGACAACAGCCUGCGGGGUGUGGCUGGCAUGUGCUGUGGGGAUGUGUUGUGGAGGGGGCUUGUACUUCGUCUCCUUUUUCGGAGUGGCUGGCGUGGUGGCUGUUCUACGGUUUGGGCCGCGGUCAGCGAUGCCAGAUGAUGAGGAAGAUGAGGCAAAAGUCCAUCCUGUGGCUGUGGAAACUUUGGAAGAGCCCCUAUUAGUGAAGAAGAAGUCCGGCCUAACAUCCUUACCAAAGACCCUCCUGGUCAGCGAUGAGUGCAACUCCACUGCUGCGGUGCACGCCGAGCUCUUCAAAUCCAUGGUGGCAUGGAAAGAACAGCCCCAAAAAAUGGUUCGAACCAAUCGGCCCCAGAAUUUUCAGCCAGCAAAUUUCCGCACGAACAACCCAGAUUUCGGCAGUGUGUCAUCUGCCACCCUGCAAUGUCACGCCAUGACGUGGCUGCAGCAUGUGGUGCUUUGCUGCGCGGGCUAUGCCUUGGCAGCCGAGGUGAUGAGGCUGAACUGCAGCGAAGAGAUGAUGAUGGAAUUGGUGAAGCUGCGCAAAGCGAGGAACUCAAGAGAUGCUCUUGGAGAUUUUUCCCAGCUGUAUGCAGCAACCACUGCGUUGGAGCAGACCAUGAGGCGCUUCUAUGGCCUCAAUGACACCAAGGAUCGGGACGAGGUGGGCUGGCUUGACGGGGAUGCCUUUCCGGCCUGCGGAGCUGAGCUACCGAGACCGGGCAACCUGCACGACAUCAAAAGCCAUGCCUACUACGUAGGAGCCAUUCGGAAGCUGCACUCCUUUCCUUCUCAAGCGGUUCAGUCCAUUGUGGCUUCGGAGUGGUAUCAUCCAGGUCUGACUGCCAAGUCAGUAUGGUGUGUGGAUAGUUGUGAUCUGCCGUUGGCGCAACGACUGAACCGCCACUUCCCGGCCAUCCGCAAGGAGCUGCUGCAGUUUUGGGCGCAAAAGGAGCAGGUCAAGGAGCACCUCCGUGGCGUUGGUUCACACACCACAAGCUUUGACCAACUCAUUAAGGGCAACGGCAGCUGGCAAGACCUCCGGCUCUGGCGCGGCCGGUCCUUUGAUCGCCGCCUCUGCGAGCGCCACUUCCGGGUGACCUGCGGUUUGAUUGAAGCUUCCCCAGAGGUUUGGACCAACCCUUGGAGUCACGUUCUCAUUAGCAUCCUGAUGCCCAACAGUUGGGUCCCCUUUCAUCAGGGCCACACCAACGGGCAGCUGACCUACCACCUUCCAGUGGUGCUGCCAGAGGAUGGCGCCGCAGAAUUGGCGCUGGUGGAACGUGGCGGUGCGCUGGCGGAGCAUGAGACAAGGACUUUGUCGCAUCCAGAGGAGACGACGGUCACCUGGAAGUUGGGUCGCACCCUUGUCUUUGACGAUUCCUUCAGUCACGCUGUGCGCUACAGAGGUCCUGCUGACGCGGCUGACGCGACUCGCCCGCCGCGGAUGCUGCUGCUGACCCGCGCCUGGCAUCCUGAACUGGAUCCAGCGGAGCGGAUGGCUCUGCGCGAUUUUAUCCGCCAGGGAGGUGAAGAAGAGCCGGAGGGCUAUGACAUGCUGCCACUCCCAAGGGCCGAGACGGCGCCUGAAAAAGGGCCGAGUCGAGGGGAUGACAUGUCCAGGUCCUUCGCCAUUUCUUUCGCAUCCAGUGCAAAGGAGGUGGGGGGACGGCUGUUGGAGCGUGUUGCCCACUGCAUCAAUCCCGAACUCGGUCAGCUAGGCUGCAGCAACAUUACCUUCCGGGAGGAGCGCUUAGAAGAGGUGCUGGCAGCACAGUGCAUCAGCAGCCACCUGCGAAACUUCGGCCCGCGGGAGCUUACUGCCACUGCGUGGACCUUGGCUGCCCGGCCAGAAAUCCAUGCGCCGUUGCUAGGCGCCAUGGACACGGCCCUCCAUGAUCUUAAAGUCCAGACUGACAAAGAAAUCUCCCAAUUGCGUGAAAGCCUAUCCAAAGUUGAAAGAGCAGUGGAAAAUCAGAGCAUUCAGAUGCAAGUCAAUACAGAGCAGACGAACAAUGAAUUCAAGACCUUGAGAGCAGAAGCAGCGUCGCAGUUCCAAGCCAUGACUAACUCUUUUGCAGAGUCCUUGAAAAAUGCCAUUACUCACCACGACAGUCAGAUGUCGGUCCAAUUUCUUGAGCUGAAGCAGUUGAUUUCGUGUCGUGGCAGUGGCCAGAGCCCUCCGCAAAAGAAGCCAAAAAAUGGUCAGCACAAUGAUGACUUGUGA